AUGGCGAGCCUCGACACUCCUCCGCAGAGGAGCGGCCCCCGCAAACUCCAGAAAAGGAAUACAAAACUUAACCGCCUCCCUUCGUCUCACAUUCCUACCCGACUUCGCCUCGGAACCGAUGCCCAAGACGAUGUGACUGCGCCGACGCGGGGAAAGAACGCUCCUGCCGCAUACAUGAAUCAGUCCAUAUUCUCUAUGAUCGCGGCGGCUGGUUCGCGGACCGAUUUCAACGCGAGAUUUGAUGAUUCUAGUGAGAGUGAAGAUGAAGUGAUCGCAGAGGAGCAGCCUGCCGCCGAAGCCUCCACGGGUCCUAUCCCGGAAGCCGUAGCGGAUCUGAAGGAGAAAGACGCAGGAACUUCGAGUGAUCAGAGGAGGAGGCGUUUUUCCAGACAUCGGCUGGCGCAGUCUUUCCCGCGUCUGUCUGCGAGGACGGCGGCUGCGAAAGACGCCGACCCACAUAUCCGACGGAGUCCCAGCCCUGAAAGCGACAGAACAUCAAAGUCUUCAAGAAGUAACCCAAGAGACGCCCCUGUAUUGAGCAGGCUUCUUUCUGCCGAGGCGGAAUUGCAGGAGAGCAAUGAAGCGGAUGUGGCCACGCCAUCAAGUCCAGAAGGCCAACGGUCACGAAGUAGGGCCGAAUCAACCCCCGAAACACUCUUAGCCACACGACUCAUGGAGAUCUUUGGGUUUGAUAAACCUGAGACUGUUGUGGCGGAAUACCCUUGCUGGCUCCUUCAAAGCGUGUUGCUCCAGGGGUAUCUGUAUAUCACCAAACAGCACAUCUGCUUCUAUGCCUAUCUUCCCAAGAAGUCGCAUACAGUCGCCAAAAACGGAUACCUCGCCAAAAAAGGGCGAACCACUUCGAAGUACAAGAGAUACUGGUUCUCCCUGAAAGGAGACGUUCUGUCAUACUAUUCUGACCCUUCCAGCCUCUAUUUUCCUUCUGGAAACAUUGACCUCACCUAUGGCAUCUCCGCAGCUCUCUCCACAGACAAGGGCAAAUCAAAGGAAUGCAGAGAUUUCUCCGUGACAACCGAUCAUCGCACUUACCACUUCCGUGCUGAUACGCCUUCAAGUGCCAAGGAAUGGGUGCAAGCCUUGCAGAAGACCAUCUUCCGUUCCCAUAAUGAUGGAGAUAGUGUAAAGAUAUCUUUGCCGAUAGAAAAUAUCAUCGACUUCGAGGAGAGUCCAGUGGUGGAUUUUGCCGAAACAGUCAAGAUAAGAGUGAUUGAAAGCGAGGAUUCUUACGCUAUUGAUGAGUAUUUCUUUUCUUUCUUCAGUUUUGGCCAGGACGCCCUACAAGUUUUAGGAGACCUACUCACCGAAGCAACUCCAAGAAGAACAUCUGAAGAUGUUGGCUCUCCGGCAAGAAAAGCCGAAGCGGUCUACACGCCCAAAAGCAGACCGACUCUACCUCGUCAAACUUCUCAAGUCCGGCCCGUUAGUCCCGGAGCUCCGUCAACGCCGCCCCUGAGAGACAGUGUUAAGGCAACUCUGCUACCGUUUUCCCCAAAGGCCGACGGAAAGCUGUCGCCUAGGAGGAGCGGUGAGCUCAGCCGCGGCAACAGUCCCUCGCGUUCGAGUGGCGAGUUACAACGCGAAUAUGGUCGAGCCAGCUUUGAACGUGGUCGGAGGAGCGGUAGCACAAGUCGACUUGACGUGAGCGCAUCUCGACGGACUGGCAUAUCACCGUUGGCGCGGCACCAUGACUCUGAGGAUUCUUACGUCCAGUCGCUGGACAAGGAAACAGACUCGUCCACCGCGGCCUUGUCACCAAGGGUGGAAGCGCAGAUGUCAGCCAGCCAAAUCCUAACUCGUAGCGACGUGUUUCGACCGCCUCCUGUCAAUCGAAUGGAAACAUUGGCUUCCAUGUCCACAGAACCCACCAGGAAAUCAUCGGACGCUGGCACAAUUCUCUCCAGCUCUCCUCAACGGGAGGCUUCAUCGCCUAUUGCAAUUCGAGGGACGGCUGGUGUGAGUGGAGGGUUCAACAGGAACCUGUUUCAAGCAACGACCGAGGGCGAGGCCCCGUCUUCCGGCCCCAAUGACCAGAAAUUUUCCAAGGACGAUCCGUCACCAACGCUUCAGGACAUAGUAAAAGCAGGGUCAUAUCCACUGCAACGUGCAGGGGCCUUUGCUUAUUAUCUAAAAAAUCAAUCGGCUUCGAUGAGGAAACUGUUGGCAGAGGAAUCCAUGUCCUACCUGGAGAAGGUCUCAGGCAUGUGGGCCGGACACAGGAAACACUAUGGCGAAAAUGAAGGAAUCGUACCUGACGACCGCGGCAUUGACCCGGAGGAUGAAGAAGCCAACGUGGGCCACGGGGAUAGGUUUCGGGCGCACUUUGCGCUUCCCCCUUCCGAAAAGCUACAAGCUACCUACUUUGGCUUUUUGCAUCGCGUGCUGCCCCUGUAUGGCAAGAUUUACAUCGGUAACCGGAAGUUCUGCUUUCGGAGCCUCCUGCCAGGGACGCGCACCAAGGUCGUCCUACCCUUGGUUGACAUUGAAAAUGUGGACAAGGAGAAAGGCUUCCGCUUCGGCUACCAUGGACUUGUACUGGUCAUUCGCGGCCAUGAGGAGCUCUUUUUCGAGUUCAGCUCGGCUGAGCACCGCGAUGAUUGCACCGUGACACUUUUACACAGCCUGGAGACCGUCCGGUACAUGGCGGAGUCGGGGGUGCUUGGGCAACAGGAUGAUGACAACGCCGAGGUUGCUAAGAAGGAGCACCGCAUGCUUCAAGAAGCCCGGCGAAACUCUGGCGGCGAACCUCAGCUUGUGCUACCAGACACAGCUGAAACAAUUUACAGCCACGACGAAACCUCAGCUGUGCUGUUUGACGAUCAUCGCGCAUCCAUGAUCCAGCUUCGCCCACCAUCAUCAAUGCGGAUUACGUGUCUCACCAUCGGCUCUCGCGGAGACGUGCAACCCUACAUUGCUCUGUGCAAAGGCCUCUUGGCCGAAGGGCACAAACCUCGAAUUGCCACCCACGCGGAGUUUGGGCCCUGGGUGGAAAAACAUGGCAUCGAGUUUAGGCCAGUGGACGGCGACCCGGCCGAGCUGAUGAGAAUCUGUGUGGAGAAUGGAAUGUUUACGUACUCGUUCCUACGUGAGGCGUCGGCGAAGUUCCGCAGUUGGAUCGAUCAAUUACUCAUGUCAGCAUGGAAGGCAUGUCAAGACAGUGACCUCCUAAUCGAAUCACCGAGUGCAAUGGCCGGCAUCCAUAUCGCCGAAGCGCUGGGUAUUCCAUAUUUUCGGGCCUUUACCAUGCCAUGGACCCGGACACGAGCUUAUCCGCAUGCGUUCGCCGUGCCGGAACACAAGAUUGGCGGGGCUUACAAUUACUACUCGUAUGUCAUGUUUGACAAUGUAUUCUGGAAGGCGAUUGCGGGACAGGUCAACCGGUGGCGUAAGAAGGAACUGGGGCUGCGCAGCACCAACUUGGACAAGAUGCAACCCAACAAGGUACCCUUUCUGUACAACUUCUCGCCUCAUGUGGUCGUACCACCAUUGGACUACAGCGACUGGGUUCGAGUGACGGGAUACUGGUUCCUCGACGAAGCCAACGAAUGGCAACCGCCCGAAGAGCUCGUUGCAUUCAUCAAAAGGGCCCGUGACGACGGUAAGAAGCUGGUGUAUAUUGGCUUCGGAUCGAUUGUGGUCUCGGACCCAGCGGCCCUGACAAAGACGGUGGUGGAAUCGGUGGUCAAGGCGGAUGUGCGAUGUAUCUUGUCCAAGGGAUGGAGUGACCGGUUGGGCGAUCCAAGCGCGAUCAAGACGGAAGUACCAUUGCCAGCGGAAAUCCUUCAGAUCAAGUCUGCACCACAUGACUGGUUGUUCAGGCAGAUUGACGCUGCGGUGCACCACGGAGGAGCCGGGACCACAGGGGCCAGCUUACGGGCAGGGGUUCCGACGGUGAUCAAACCCUUCUUCGGCGACCAAUUUUUCUUCGGCUCACGAGUCGAGGAUCUGGGAGUGGGCAUCUGUUUGAAAAAGGUCAAUGUCAGUUUGUUCUCGCGGGCAUUGUGGGAAGCCACGCAUUCCGAACGAAUGAUUGUCAAAGCCCGGCUGCUCGGAGAACAAAUCCGAAAGGAAAACGGCGUGCAAACUGCCAUCCAGGCCAUUUACCGAGACCUCGAAUAUGCCAAAUCUCUGAUCAAGCCCAGCCCAGCGGCUCAAGGGGCAGCGGCGAGCGCGGCUGGCGAGCCCGACGAUGGGGAAGAGAUCGAAGAGAACUGGACGUUCAUUGGCGACGAGAGCGAUCUCGAUUUGCAGCGACGCAUGCACGACUGGGAGUCUCCGGCACGAGGUCAAGGAGUUCCAAGCAGUAUCGGCAUGGAUCGAUCAACAGGCCUACGGGCCAUGCAAGGGGUUGAACCUGUCAGGAAAACAGCAGCGGAGAGUCAAGCGGCACCCUAG
This is a messenger RNA of Exophiala dermatitidis NIH/UT8656, 4413 nucleotides long. RefSeq names its product sterol 3beta-glucosyltransferase. Bases 1 to 4413 code for a protein of 1470 amino acids. NCBI's taxonomy places the organism in Eukaryota, Fungi, Ascomycota, Eurotiomycetes, Chaetothyriales, Herpotrichiellaceae. The record is from RefSeq and is a predicted model, not a curated record. Gene Ontology annotation, biological process: carbohydrate metabolic process. Gene Ontology annotation, molecular function: hexosyltransferase activity; UDP-glycosyltransferase activity. The transcript has 3 exons.